Messenger RNA from Colletotrichum chrysophilum, 1473 nucleotides. RefSeq lists its product as uncharacterized. Gene Ontology annotation, molecular function: flavin adenine dinucleotide binding; NADP binding; N,N-dimethylaniline monooxygenase activity. The coding region runs from base 1 to 1473 and encodes 490 amino acids. The record is from RefSeq and is a predicted model, not a curated record. NCBI's taxonomy places the organism in Eukaryota, Fungi, Ascomycota, Sordariomycetes, Glomerellales, Glomerellaceae. The transcript has 3 exons.
AUGUGCCUUCUCAUGCCUAUCGGCGCGGAGAUCCAGGCAUAUUACGAGCAGGUUGUAAGCAAGCACGGAUUAGACGAUUCGGUCCACCUCGAACACGAGAUUCUCAAGGCGACUUGGCUUUCAGAAGCAUCUCAGUGGGCCGUUGAGAUUCGCGACUUGAGAAGCGGGGAUGUGUUCGUCAACACAGCGGCGUUUUUCGUGAACGCGCAAGGUCGCAUCAGCAACCCAAAGUUCCCCAAAAUUCCUGGACUUCAAAACAUCUUCCGAGGAAAGGUCGUCCAUACUGCACGGUGGCCUGAAGGUUUCAAAAUUACAGGAAAGAGGGUGGCUGUGAUUGGAAAUGGUGCCUCCGGUCAGCAGAUCUUGCCAAAUAUCCUCACUGAAGUUUCUCAUAUAGACCAUUACGUUCGCACCAAAACGUGGGUUACUCCAACUUUCGCUGGAAAGCUUCAUGAGGCAACAGCAGAUGCUCCUGGAGGUCCAAAGUACACUGAUCAGGAGAGACAACGCUUUCGAGAAGAUCCAGCCUACUAUCUUGAGCAUCGCAGAGCUUUCGAGAGAAAGUUUCACAAUCGUUUUGCGGCAGAUGUUAUUGGAAGCAAAGAAAAUGCCGAGCAACGGGAAAAUAUUAUCAAAGGUAUGAGGGAGCGGCUCAACGGGGACGAAGACUGGCUUCAGCGAGUCCUCCCUGACUAUGCACCGGGAUGCAAACGGUUGACCCCCGCGCCGGGAUACCUAGAAGGGCUACAGUCGGAGAAGGUGGACUAUGUGACGGAUUCCAUUGUGUCUGUCGAUGAAACAGGCAUCGUUACAACCGAUGGCAAGCGACGAGAGGUGGACAUGAUCAUCGCAGCAACGGGAUUUGAUACGACCUAUUCUGCGGCAUUCCCCCUGGUCGGGAAUGAUGGCAUCGAUCUGCGCGAGAAGUGGGCACCGGAUGGCAAAAUUGGGUAUCCAGAGACGUACCUGGGCAUCAUGGCACCAGGAUUCCCAAACUACUUCACAGUUCUGCAGGCCCAAGGCAACGCUCGCGGGGGGACCGUACCACUGCAGAUUGAGAUUGCAGCCACCUACAUCGCAAAGUGCAUCCGCAAUGUUCAAACUCAGAGCUAUGCUUCCCUCGAUCCACGCGAGGAAGCUGCACGGGAUUUCAACGACAUAGCCAACGGCUACUUCGACAACAAGGUGACGACUGAUAAGUGCAAUAGCUGGUUCAAGCAGGGAGCCGGCGCGACUCACGUGCUUAUCGCGUGGCCGGGAACAUUCCAUCACCGCGCCGACAUUCUUCGCGACCCCAGAUGGGAGGACUUCCAGUUCAUCCGGAGGCCUGGGGCUGAGAAGAAUCGGUUCGAGUACUUCGGCAACGGGCUGACAGCCAGAGAAGUGAGGAGAGAUGAGGAGGAUAUUACAGGCUAUUUAAGGGAGAUUGGAAAGAUCGAUAUCGCGACACUACAUGAAGCUUGGAACACGUAG